This is a messenger RNA of Otolemur garnettii (small-eared galago), 978 nucleotides long. RefSeq names its product putative tRNA (cytidine(32)/guanosine(34)-2'-O)-methyltransferase. Gene Ontology annotation, cellular component: cytoplasm. The record is from RefSeq and is a predicted model, not a curated record. Lineage: Eukaryota; Metazoa; Chordata; Mammalia; Primates; Galagidae. The transcript has a single exon. Gene Ontology annotation, molecular function: tRNA methyltransferase activity. Gene Ontology annotation, biological process: tRNA methylation; cytoplasmic translation. Bases 4 to 978 code for a protein of 324 amino acids.
GAGAUGGGACGGACAUCAAAGGACAAGCGUGAUGUCUACUACCGCCUGGCCAAGGAAAAUGGCUGGCGUGCCCGCAGCGCCUUCAAACUGCUACAGCUUGAUGAACAAUUCCAGCUUUUUCAAGGUGUGACACGGGCAGUUGACCUGUGUGCAGCCCCAGGCAGCUGGAGUCAGGUGCUGAGCCAGAAGAUUGGAGGCCAGGGUUGUGGCCAUGUGGUGGUGGCUGUGGACCUGCAGGCUAUGGCUCCAAUACCAGGGGUGGUACAGAUCCAGGGAGAUAUCACCCAGCUAUCCACUGCCAAGGAGAUCAUCCAGCAUUUUGAGGGCUGCCCUGCGGACCUAGUAGUGUGCGACGGGGCUCCUGAUGUAACUGGCCUCCAUGAUGUUGAUGAGUAUAUGCAGGCCCAGCUCCUUCUAGCUGCUCUGAACAUUGCUACACAUGUCUUGAAGCCAGGGGGCUGCUUUGUGGCCAAGAUAUUCCGAGGCCGGGAUGUGACGCUUCUCUACAGCCAGUUGCGUGUCUUCUUCUCCAGUGUGCUCUGUGCCAAGCCCAGGAGCAGCCGGAACUCCAGCAUUGAGGCCUUUGCUGUCUGUCAGAGUUAUGACCCUCCUGCAGGCUUCACUCCAGACUUAACCAGACCCUUGCUGGACCACUCUUAUGACCCAGAUUUCAACCAGCUGGAUGGUCCCAGCCGCAUCAUUGUGCCUUUUGUGACCUGUGGGGACCUGAGCUCCUAUGAUUCAGAUCGCAGCUACCCAUUGGAUCUAGAGGAUGGCUCAGAGUACAAGUACACUCCACCCACACAGCCUCCCAUCUCACCAUCAUACCAGGAGGCUUGCAGGUUGAAGAAGAAGGGGUGGCUGGCCAAGGAAAUCCACCCCCAGCACCACCCCAUCAGCAGAGUAGACACAUUGCCCCAGCCCCUGGCCACCCCUGAGUCCCACACCCUGCUGGCCCCUGAGAUGGAAGACAACUGA